This is a messenger RNA of Frieseomelitta varia, 1864 nucleotides long. Its product is annotated as ataxin-10. The record is from RefSeq and is a predicted model, not a curated record. The transcript is spliced from 6 exons. Gene Ontology annotation, biological process: neuron projection development. Gene Ontology annotation, cellular component: cytosol. Lineage: Eukaryota; Metazoa; Arthropoda; Insecta; Hymenoptera; Apidae. Bases 134 to 1750 code for a protein of 538 amino acids.
ACAUAUAUGGUUUAAAAAUGGCUCCUGUAACAUUCUUAUUUGAGGUUAUAUCAUGGGAUUAUUUUAUACAAUAUACAUAAGAUUUCCAUUUCUUUUUAAGUUUUUAAUAAAAUAAAUAACGCUAUAAAUAAAAAUGGACAAAAUGAAUAAUAGAGAUGUUAAUUUACUACAUAAAUUUAAAUCUGCUUUUGCUGAAAAGGAUUGGAAUGAAUUACUAAAUCUUCUUAACCCAAAAAUGUUUAAACCUUUUGACUCAAAGGAAUUGGUUCCUUUACCAAUUUUAGCAAAAAUAGCACAAAUUCUUACAACAGAAAAUUCUGAUGUUCCAAACAGUGUAAAAAUUGCUUGCUUAAAAUGUCUUGGAAAUUCUUGUUUUAAUAAUUAUAUGCAUAAAGAAUAUGUUUUAACUAACAUUGAAAAAGGAACAUACAGUCACGAGUUGUAUUCCAGUCUAGCGAAUAAUGAAAAUUUAGAAGAGAUGAGAAGUUUUAAUCCUUAUCCAUUUGAUUCUUACUUUCCUUAUGAAGGAGUGAUAGAAUGGACAUUAAGGUUUAUUAUAACUUCUAAAACUGACAAGGAUUUAUUAAAUGAGAAAUUAGAAAUUUUGAGAUUAAGUAUUCAGUUCCUAUGUAAUCUGUUUACAUUUGCAUUUAAAGAUAAUAACUAUCCAGACCAAUGUGAUAUACCACAAUAUUUAUACGAUAGUAAUUUAAAAGAUAUAAUAAUAGCUAUGACACAUUCUGAACAUGUACCAAUUGUUAGAGCUUCAUGUGCAUUUAUACACAAUGCUUUAAAAGAAUUUGAAGGAGAAACUUUCUUGGAAGAAGAAAUGAAACUUUUAUGUUCGCAGUUAUUGAGACCAUCUAAAGAAGGUUUUGAAAGUGCAAAGGAAGCUCUUAUGCUUUUAUUAUGUGAAAAAGACAUGCUACAGUGUACAUACAGUAAUAUGACUAAUGAAAAUAAAUUAUGUUUAUUGGAAAUAAUUUAUAAUGAACUCUCAGAUAUAACGUACAAAUCUGAAAAUGAACAUAUGUUUACAAAAGAGACGAUUGAAUUUUUAAUUGAAAGAUUUUGUAGACGAAGUGACUUAAUUUUGAAAACAGUAGAUAUGUGUUUAGAUGAAAUAGAAUCUACAGAAAUUAUUAUUCUUCUUGAUAUUCUUGGAGUCAUAACUUCAAGAUCAUGUGAAGAAUUCAGUUCUCUCAAGGGUCAUAAAAGCUUGCUUAUUAACUGCAUUUAUUUAUUACAGUCUAUUCAAAUAAUUGGAAAACAAUCAGAUAAUUAUUUUACACCACUGCAAAAGCUGAGUGAUGUAGCUUCAGCAAUACAAGGAAUAAGGAAUAGUGAUUCAAAACCAUGUUCAAGUAGCGAUGAAAAUAAAUUAAAUACAACAAUGACUGACCUGCAAAAUCAUCCUACAUUUGGUUUUAAAGCUGGUUUAAUAAGGAUUAUUGGAAACAUGUGCUAUAGAAAUAAGGAAUGUCAAGAUCUUCUUCGUGAAACGAACGCCGUGCCUCUGCUUCUGGACUGCUGCAAUAUAGACGCGAGAAAUCCGCUUAUAAUGCAAUGGACGAUCCUCGCGCUGCGUAAUUUAUGCGAGGAUAAUCCGGCGAAUCAAGAGAUCAUACGGAAUUGCAGCAGAGUCGGCGUCGUGGAGAGCAGCGUGCUGCGGGAAAUGGGUGUCACGCUGCACGAGGACGAGGACGGAAAGAAAAUUGGAAUCGUGCCCUUGCCGGGCGAACGAAAAUAACGAUCUUUAUCGGAGAUCUUUUCAGUGGAGCCUCUUUGGCGAAGUUUUCAUUGAUUGGCUUGAAAAAAAAGAAAAAAACGAGGUAUGAUUAAUAAAGAGUAUAUGGCGAUUCUA